Molecule: messenger RNA, 4399 nt
Organism: Rhinichthys klamathensis goyatoka
Lineage: Eukaryota; Metazoa; Chordata; Actinopteri; Cypriniformes; Leuciscidae
Gene: trpa1b
Product: transient receptor potential cation channel, subfamily A, member 1b
Exons: 28
Coding region: 75-3395 (1106 amino acids)
Biological process (GO): monoatomic ion transport; transmembrane transport
Cellular component (GO): membrane
Molecular function (GO): monoatomic ion channel activity; protein binding
Source: RefSeq, a predicted model, not a curated record
GAGAGAGAGCAAGACCACAGCGCACAACUGCUCAGCAGACACAUCAUCUAGAAGAUCCCCACUAAGCUCACCAAAUGCAGUUUGGAAAGGAGUUUGUGAGGCAAAACAGCUUCUACAAAUGUGUGAUAAAUGAAGGGGAAACAGACCUGGAUUCUGCGGAUGUGUUUGAGUUGGCUUUCAAAGGGAAGGCGUCUGCUAUCGACCACCUGAUCCAGAAAAUUCCAGAACGCCUAAGCUUCAGAGAUGAGAAUGGAGCUAGCCUACUGCACUAUGCCUCAGCCGGAGGAAACCUGGACAUAAUUCGACUCAUUGUUUCUACUGUGGGUCCUGAGGAGCUGAAUGUACAGGAUGAGCAGGGCAGAACUCCUCUGCACUGGGCUGUGGAGAAGGAUCAACAGCAGAGCUGUGAAUUACUGUUAGACCUGGGUGCUGACCCCAACAUCCUCAACAGUGCCCUGAUGGGCCCUCUGCAUUUGGCUGUCACUAAAAGAUACAAUCAUCUGGUAGAGGUCCUUCUGUCCUGUGACAGAACAGAUGUCAAUCUGGAAGGGGAUCUGGGAAACACCCCAGUGAUGCUGGCCUGCAGCAAUAAUAAUUGCCAAGCUCUCCGUUCUCUUUUCAAACGUGGCGCCAAGAUGUGUCUUCAGAACAAACUGGGUCACUAUGCCAUCCAUACAGUUGCUUUUGCAGGUGCCAAAGAGGCCAUGGAGCUGGUUUUGAAAAUUGGAGAAGAGCUUGGCAUUUCCACUUCAGUGCACAUUAAUUAUUUGGAUAAGACCAAAAGCACCCCCCUCCAUCUAGCUGUACGUGGGGGUAACAUUGAGGUGAUCAAACUUUGCAUCAUUAAAGGAGCCAGAGUGGAUCAGCAACAGUGUGACAAAUCCACGGCCCUCCACUUUGCCUGCACUCAGGGUGCUCUGGAUGCCAUCAAAAUCAUGAUUUCCUCUUACAACAGAGUGGAAGACAUCAUCAACCUCAGGGAUGGAGCCAAUCAGACCCCCUUACAUAGAGCCACGUUGUUUGAUCAUGUCGAGUUGGCUGAAUAUCUUAUUUCAAAGGGAGCAGAUAUUGACUGUAUUGAUUGUAAGGGACUGUCUCCACUGCUGAUGGCCUCCAACUGCAGUGCUUGGAAAACUGUUGCAUAUUUACUGUCAAUAGGUGUCAAUUUCAAAGUCAAAGACAAAGCAGGUCGCAACUUCCUCCACCUUGUCAUUCUUCAACCGAAAGGGCUGAAAAAUCUUCCUGAGACAGUCUUACAGAGUAAUGCUGUGAAGGAGAUGUUGUCUGAUGAGGAUGUUGAAGGCUGCACUCCUCUGCACUACGCCUGCAAACUUGGCAUUCACGAUUCGGUCAAAAAUAUGCUGGGUCUCAAUAUCUUCUUGGGUCAAAAGUCACGGGAGAAGAAAUCAGCGCUUCACUUCGCUGCAGAAUAUGGGCGUUUAAACACAUGCCACAGGCUGCUGGAGAACCUCACGGACUCCAAAAUGCUGAAUGAUUGGGACGAAAAGGGUCUGACAUCCCUUCAUCUUGCUUCAAGGGCAGGACACACACAAGUAGUGGAGCUGCUGCUCCGGAGGGGAGCGCUGUUUCAAAAUGAUUACAAAGGCUGGUCCUGUUUACAUCAUGCUGCGGCUGAGGGAUACACACAGACAAUGAAAAUCCUCCUCGCAGCCAAUGUCAAACUACUGGACGGAACAAAUGAAGAUGGGAACACAGCCCUUCACAUUGCUGCACAAGCGGGACAUGUAGGUGCUGUUUUGCUGUUAUUGGAAAGAGGAGCUGAAAUCACUCUCAACAAUGCUGACAACUCUUUUUUGCAUGAAGCUGUGCGAAAUGAGAAAAAAGAUGUAGUGAAUGCCACUAUCGAAAGUGAGAGGUGUGCUGAGGCAUUAACGUCAUUUAAAGCCAAAUCCCGCUGUGUCGUGAUGGACAUCAUAGAGUUCCUCCCGGAGUCUUUCAAGCACCUUCUGGACCGGUGUAUUGUUGAGUCUGAUCACGACGCCAACAGUCCAGAUUAUCAUAUCAGGUACGAUUUUCACUGGCUUCAAGCUCCUAUACAGUUGAAGAAGUAUGCUAAAGCAGACAAAACCAUGAAUUUCCAACCAUUGGCAGCUAUGAAUGCAAUGGUGCGGUACAACCGCCUGGAGCUCCUCACUCACCCCGUUAGCCGAAAAUACCUGGAAAUGAAGUGGAAGGCAUAUGGAAGCAAGGUUCAUUUGCUCAACCUGGCAGUCUACCUGCUUGGCUUGUUGCCCCUCACAUACCUCAUCCUCAAUCUGAGACCGAGCCAGGACAUUUCUACCAAUGGCACAUCUGUCACCAUGGUGCCCGUAUCUUUUAGUGAGCAAAAAUGUUUAAUCUCAGUCUGUAUUAUCAUGGUGCUCGUCAUGAAUGUGUAUUCCAUUUGCAAAGAGCUGGUGCAGUUGGCUCAGCAGCGAAUAAAUUACUUCACGGACUUCUCUAACCCUGCUGACUGGAGUGCAGCUAUUAGCUCUUUAGUAUUUGUCAUUCCCAUGUGCUUCAAUGUAGACAACACGUGGCAAUGGCAGGCUGGAGCUUACGCCAUUUUGACUUCAUGGAUCGGCUUCCUGCUCUACUUCCAGAGGUUUGAGCGUAUUGGAAUCUACGUGGUGAUGUUUGGUGGAAUCGUUAGGACCCUGGUAUGCAUCAUGGUUCUUUUUAUCUUUCUUUUGCUGGCAUUCGGAUUGGCCUUCUACGCUUUGAUGCUCCACCGGGCUGAGUUCAACUCCAUCGGCCUUGCACUUGCCCAGACAUUUGUGAUGACAGUGGGAGAGCUGAACUACCAGAGCACAUUCCUGAACACUUAUGAAGAAGGCCACAUGGCAUUCCCUGGGGUCACCUAUUCUGUGUUUGUGCUUUUUGUGCUUCUCAUGCCUAUUCUUCUCAUGAACCUAAUGAUUGGUUUGGCAGUAGGAGACAUUGCAGAGGUACAGAGAAACGCAGAGUUGAAACGGAUAGCCAUGCAGAUAGAUCUUCACACUGUCCUCGAGGAGAAACUACCUUACUGGUUCCUGAAGCGAGUGGACAAAUCAUCUAUCACCGUCUAUCCCAAUAAAUGCAAGAAAUUGCUGAUACAGGUCUUCAUUGAUGGUGAGAUCCAAAACACAGUUCGCACCCGUCUGAACCUCUGCUCACGACAGGGAGGGCAUCUAGAGAGAGAGCUGCACAAACAGAAGAACAGGUUGAAAGUGGUGUCCUGUAUGCUGGAGAAACAGCAUGAUCUGCUCAAACUGAUCAUUCAGAAGAUGGAAAUCACUUCUGAGGCUGAUGAAUAUGACGGCCCACAUAACCCUAGAGCUCUGAAACAGUCCACUUCCUCAUCUCAGAAGUCAAAGUGGGUCCCACUGAUGCAAGCUAUUAGGACAAAGAAAUAAUAUUAGAGACAUAGUGUAAAUAUAAGCCAAAUACUCAGCCGUCAACCUUCAUAAUGACUGUUUUGAUGUUAGUUUUAGGUUUUCCUCCCAUCUGGUUAAGUGUAAAUGUCUAAUCAUGGGAUUAUAAUGUAUUUGGAAGGUUACACUGAUAUAUAAUAUAUUAUGAGUCAGUCUAUUAAAUACUCUUGCAGUUUGUACUGAACUCAGAACAGAAGUGUUUGAAUGGUAUCCAAUGCUUUAAUGCAUAAUGAAGAUCUCAUUGCUCUAGUACUGAAGAUGAUGUGGUUUGAGAAAAGCAUUUGGAAUUAAUGCACUGACAAGCUCCUAAUGCAAACUUAAAGACCUCAAACUCUGUGAUGCAUCACAUAUAGAUUUAUCACACCGAUCGGUCCACAUUUGUAGAAGAAUUAGCAUGUAAAUUGCAUCUGGCCUUGUGCCCGGAUGCUGUCAUAACACUGAUUUCAAAGUAGUUCUGUUAAAGGAGAGCACAAGUGUGUAACCCUCAUAUUUUGGAUCUGUUUGAGCUCCCUUUUUAGUGUACCUACCCACCACUAUAUCAUGAUGAUAUUCCCAUGAAAGCUGCAUUACGUAAAACCAUCUUGUUGAUCACAUUGUCAAUGGUGAUUUCACAGACUUAAGCAAAAGUCACUCAUGUUUGGAGUAGAUUAAGACAUGCACCUGCAGGACACUGUAAAAUCACUUUGUGAUUUAGCAUGCACAUUGUGAGAUGUAGUACAUUUGAUGACAAGGGUUUCAAUAUCCAGAUGGAAUGGAUUUGUUUUAGAUUUGGUCAGUUGAAGCAAUAUAAACUGCCUGGCCAAAGAAAAAAGUCGCUGUUUGGAUUUAAAUAGGCAAAUGCUUAAGAGACUAUGAUUGUAUCAUUAUUGCGGUGAUUAUUAUGUAUUUUAAGCAGUGUACCUUUACUGCUGUUGAGUACAUUUGCUUGAAGCAUGAAAAAAUUGUGAGGAAAAUAAAUUAAAUGCCACAAUAUGUGUUCAAGCCAA